CAAACAAACAUAAGUUGUUCAUAAACAGUUCAUGUUAACAUAAUAGAAAUAUCCUAUUCUGCUGUUUUUUCAUCAAUAUUAAACUGUCAAGCAAUCACAAUCGAUUUUAUCUAAUCUUGAAAUCUUAUAUAUACGUUUCAAUCGUAGUUCUUGUUACACACAUUGAAUGCAGGAUGUAAAGAGGAAAAUGAAAGACUUGUGUGAUGUAACAUAAGGAAUUGAUUUUCCUGGUCUCGAGACAACAUGGAAAACACUUAUGAUGUUGCGUAAAGUUUUAUUAAUCUGUGUUUUUGGAUGGUGUUUUCCUUUCAAAUUGAAAUGUCCAAGCGAAUCACAGUGGUCUUUGAGAGCCAGAGCAUUCUGCCCAUCGGAUCCAUCAAAGUAUUCCUGCAUUCAGAAUGAUCUGACUGGAGGAUUUACUGAAGAUUGUUCAGUAGUCGAAUUUGAAAGAGGAGGCACAAAGACAAUCUUACGUGGUAACUUUGAUGCGGGACCGUGUUCUAAAGACCGAUAUCAACCAGGCCACAUGAAGUAUUCAACAAACGUUAGCAGUGGAUGUGUAUUUGCUAAAUCGCUAUGUAGCGAGGAAGGCCAAAUCCUAUUCGAUCAAGGAAGUCCUACUCAAGAUGUUGAGUGCAGAUGUGACUAUACAGAAAACUACGACUUCAUUUUUAGACAAAAUAAUUCUAGGUAUUGCAAGCCUUCAGAAGAAGAUUGUGCUUGCUUUAAAAAGCAGUGUCUGACUAAUUACGUACUUUCAUCAGAUUAUGCGUGCAUUUUAACUCCAGCAAUAACAAAUGAACCACUGCUUGAUAAACCUAGAAACGAAACAGAAAUCCUGUUGAUUCCACAGAGUAAUAUCACAAAACGAGAGAGGUUUCAUCUACCAACACGCACAGCAAUUCUCCUCAUUUUGAUAUUGAUAAUUGUUGUUUUCCUGGGUCCAUUUUGUCAUGACAAGGAGUUAGACAAGCUAAUUGACCAGCACGUACGAAAAGUUUACUUUGUAAGAAACCUCGAAGAAGAGGUUAAAGGCAUUGAAGGUAAAUCUGAAAAAAUUACAUGUGAGCUUUCUAAAAAAGACGUUGCAGUACAAUGGUUGAAAGAUGGAACACCUAUUCAAUUUCCUUGUACUCGUUUUAUCAAAGAUAGUGGCGGAAGAUAUUACACAUUAAUGAUCAGUGACUUAAAAAUGGAAGAUGAUGGUGUAAUUACUCUGAAAGCUGGGAAUAGAUUAAGUCAGGGAUUGAAGUUAAAAGUUCUUCCAUAUUUUACCACAAAUUUAAAACCACUUACUAGUACUGAAGGUCAAACUGUUUUUAUUGAAUUCCAAACAGUUGAAAACAUAAGUGAUGUUACCUGCAUUUGGUUCUUCAAUGAUAAUGAAAUAAACGAUUCUGAGAAAUAUCUGACAAGACAAUCAGGAGUCGAUUGUCAAUUGACGAUAAAGGAAGUCAAACCUAUCGAUAGUGGGGAAUAUCAAAUCAGAAUAAGGAAUAUUUCAAGACGUACAGAGUUAAAGGUGCAAUCUUACUUCAAAGCUGAUCUGCGACCUAUUCCUUGUGUCGAAGGAGGAGAAUGUCUUUUAGAGUGUGAAGUAACUGGUAAUAAUAAUAUGCCUGCUAUCUGGUUUAAAGAUGGGAAUCAGAUAGAUACAUCUGAAAGAGUACUGAUUUCUAUGAACGGUACUAAACAUCAAUUGAAAAUUUUGAAUGUGAAGUCAGACGAUCGUGGUGAUUAUAAAAUAACAGUGAAUAAUGUAUCACGGCAAGCCGAUGUCAAAGUUAUAGAUCUAUUUUCAAAGCCUUUGACGAACACCAGUUGCAUGGAGGGUCUAAGGGCAGUUCUUAUUUGUGAAGUGGUCGAUAAGCAAAUCAAUGCCAAGUGGUCAAAAGACGGUAUACCAAUUGGUGAAAAUUCUGACAUAUUUGUUCAGUCGUCUGAUGGCAUUCACAAGUUAUGCAUAAAUCAAACUGAUAAAAACAGUGAAGGACAGUAUCAAAUCAACGUUGGAAAUAGAAACAGUUCAGCAUAUUUAAAAGUAACAGCAAUGCCAGAUUUUAUCAGACGAAUGCCACUUGAAGAUAGAGAAAGAUAUCUGAGGACUGCUAAAGAUGGUACAAUGAAGAGACGACACAUUAGAAUUAUGAUUGUUGGAAAAUAUUCAGCCGGUAAAACUUGUUUAAUGCGACGUUUACUGAAUGAGGAAAUUAAUGACGUUAUAAGUACAGAUGGCAUUAACGUAGAAGUAAGGAGAUGUAAAGUAAGGAUUUCAGACGGACAGUGGAUUUUUAGUGAAGAAAAAUGCUACAAGCAGGACUUUGACGGAAAAUUUAAGAACGCGUUGUCUGCAAAAAUACAUGAUUACAGCAAUCCGAAGCCUUUAGUUUCUGCCAAUAUAGAACAACUUGAUUACAUCAGCAUUCACAGUAAUGCCACAGACCAGUCGUUAAAUAAAGACAAAACGACCCCUGUGGUCGAGGAAAACAUUAGUCUAAAAAGUAGGAAACAAGAUUCAAAGGACAUCCAAACCGCUGAAUUGGUGGCUCCAAAAAGAUGUCACACAUUAACCGAGGUCAAAGGCGAUUUUUCACAUAAUGUCUUUCAACAAGAUAGUAAAUUAUUGGAUGAAAAUGAAAUGAAAAGUAUGAAGGAAACAUCAAUUAGAACUAUGUCAAUACAGAAAAGCAACGACUUCGAACAAAAUAGGACUAAUAAAAGCAACACUGAACAGACAACAGAAUUAAAAAUAAAACCCUUACAUGAGCUUCAGCCAAAGCAAAUUCAUACGGACGAAUCCAUUGAAAAUAAGGAAACAGACCAGCUCUAUCUGCUGUCCAAUGUUCUGCAGAGUGAGGGCAAUACAGACAAUAUAGAAUGUGCUGAAUGUGAUUUUUGGGACUUUGCUGGACAAAGAGAUUUUUAUGCUACACAUCAAACUUUUCUGACUAUGAAUGCAAUUUACCUGUUGACUAUAGACUUAUCAAGUUUCGAAACAGCUCAGCCAGUCCAACAGGAAGGCGGUAAAUUAGACGAUAUUGGAGAAUACACAAAUUACUGGUUGGAUUGUAUUCAUUGUUACUCAACACAGAAUCGAAAAGAAAAGAUGGAAGAAAGAGAGCCUCCAGUUAUCAUUGUUUGUACAGGGAUAGACAAAGUAACGGAUUUCCAUAAAGUUACAAAAAGCUUCAAACAUCACUUGGAAGAAAAUGUUGGUUCUCAUCCCAAACGGUUCCAUAUAAGAGACAUUGUCUACCUCUCAAACAAAGAUAAAGAUAAAAAUAAGUUUGACAUUCUUCGUUCAAAAAUAUGGAAAACUGUCAAAAGCAUGUCUUCUUGGGAAGACGAACUUCCAUUAUCAUGGAUACAUCUUGAAAAACAGUUACAAGUCAAAAGUGAUAAGGAAAAUAUAGUUUCUUUGGAAGAUGUUAUGAAAAUUGGUCGUGAAAGUACUUUUCCAGUGACAAAUGAGGAAGAUGUCAUUUCAUUUCUACGAGUUCAACAUGAGAUGGGGAAUAUUAUUUUUUUCCACAGACUGAGAGAGUAUAUUAUUUUGAAUCCGGUAUGGUUAGUAGAUGCAUUCAGAUGUCUCGUAUCACCGUGUGAAUUCCAACAACAUCAUCUUGAUAUAGAUAAUUUAAACCAGAUAGCAGACACUGGCGAAAUUAUGAUUGAUUAUAUAGAGCAGAUGUUUACCAAGGUACCGAAACUUAACUUUUUCAAGCAUAAAGAUCAUCUACUAAAAGUAAUGGAAGAAUUUGACAUAAUUGUCAGGCCAAAAACUAGACGACCUCUUUCGUUCCAGCAAGGCUAUUACAUACCCUGCUUAAUUAAAUAUGGAACAUUUGCAACAGUAAGUGAUAAUUUCGGUGUCAAUAAGAACAACUGCCAGAGAACACCGUGGGUUUGCCUAGAAUUUGAUUUUUUACCACCGGCAUUCUUUAACCAUAUUUUAGUUCACUUAAUUCGAAUUUACCAUGUGAGUGAAGCUGAUGUGAAAUCCCGACUAGCACUGUAUAGUAGUUUCGGUGUUUUCGAUUUAAACAAGUCGGCAACGUCAAAACUUGUUCUUUGUACUGCAAAUGACACAAUAGCCUUUCAGGUAUGGCAAUGGCUUAGAGAUAGAUCACAAUUUGUAUACCUUCGAACGAAAAUAGAAGAAAUAGUCGAUGAUGUUAUCAAGAGGUAUCGAAUGGAUAUCAAAUACGACGUCAAAUAUAAAUGCAAAACUGGAACAUUUUCAAAACAAAUGGGUAGAAAAACUGCCAGUGAGCUAAGUCAGCUGAAAAAGUACUGUUGUUCGGAACACAACGAAAACCAUGAAGCAAAAGAAAUAAUUGACGUAUGGAUAGAGCAGCAGAAAUCUAAGGGAUUUCCCGAAGAGACAAUCGAUCGCGAAUGGAAUAAGCAGAUAAAGUGCAAGUCAUGUGGUUUAGUUGCAGUUUAUUGGUGUGAGAAUUGCGAAAAAGCCAUGUGUGAAGUGUGUAAUGAGAAACACACACUUGCAUCAACACAGCAUACAGUUGUCAAUGUGUUAGACAAGUAUAUAUUAAAGAAUCAGUUUGUGGUGGAUAAAGCUUCAAUUUGUGACAUUAAAAUGCUUAGUGAAACCCUAUUAGUUGCUGAUUUCAUCGGAAAGCAACUUAUUCUUUACAAUACCAAUGGAAUAGACCAACGCACUGUACCUUUAUCGAAAGGGCCGAGAAAAAUAGCUAUUGUUGACAACAAACGUGUUGCAGUGAGAUUAUUCAGAGAUAGUAAAGUUGUGAUAGUAGAUUUAUACCAAAGCGGAAUUUUCGAAAUAGAUAUAAAGGAAAAAUGUCAUGGAAUUAUGUACAUGAACAACAAACUAUUUGUAGGCUGUGAUGAUAAUACCUUAAGAGUAUUUGAUUUGAACGGAGAGAAAAUUAAGACUAUUGAUAUGCCAUUUAAGCCUUGGUAUAUCUGUAGUGAUAGUGAAAAUCGUAUUUUAUGCACCGAAGAAUAUAAUGCAAACAAAGUGUCUUGUUUUGAUCAGGAUGGUAACGAACUGUUUAUCAUCAGUAAUAACUAUAUGGUUGGAGUAGCAGGAAUAACAGUUGACGAUAAUGGGUUUAUUCUUGUCUCUUGUAAGAACUCACAUAACGUUCAUAGAAUAAAUCCAAAUGACAAAAAGAGUGAAAUCAUAAUUUCAAAGAUUCCGGGAUUGUCAACGGACUGGUUUCCAUAUAUCUGCUUCGAUUCUCAGUCAGAAUCAGUGAUCAUUGCCCGUGAAGAUAAGGUGUAUGUGUAUGCCAAGCAAAUGGAUUUAUAAGUUAUAAGCUAUUUUAUGUUAAGUUUAGUUGUUGUAAAAACAAAUAAUCUAUAGUGUACAUUUCAAGAGAUAAUAUUCAUAAAAAAUAGUUUUCUUAUACACAUAUGAAUCUUUUAUAAAUAUUGAAACACCAAACAUCGAUAACAAAAGGAGUAACCGAUCAAAAAUAUUGCAAUACAUUUUUUAUGAAUUGUAUGACUCAAAAAUAACAAAAAUAAUAAAUAAAUAAAAUU
Mytilus californianus (California mussel) is the source of this 5526-nucleotide messenger RNA. RefSeq lists its product as uncharacterized. The record is from RefSeq and is a predicted model, not a curated record. NCBI's taxonomy places the organism in Eukaryota, Metazoa, Mollusca, Bivalvia, Mytilida, Mytilidae. Gene Ontology annotation, molecular function: zinc ion binding. The transcript is spliced from 19 exons. Bases 257 to 5293 code for a protein of 1678 amino acids.